Molecule: messenger RNA, 1650 nt
Organism: Eutrema salsugineum
Lineage: Eukaryota; Viridiplantae; Streptophyta; Magnoliopsida; Brassicales; Brassicaceae
Product: temperature-sensitive sn-2 acyl-lipid omega-3 desaturase (ferredoxin), chloroplastic
Exons: 8
Coding region: 206-1492 (428 amino acids)
Biological process (GO): lipid metabolic process
Molecular function (GO): oxidoreductase activity, acting on paired donors, with oxidation of a pair of donors resulting in the reduction of molecular oxygen to two molecules of water
Source: RefSeq, a predicted model, not a curated record
UUUUUUGUGUCAGCGUGAAUUAGAAAGACAGGGAAAGAAAGACUGAUACAGAGAGAUACACGACGUCAAGGAUCAACCAACACAAAUAUCAUAUCUCUCUACGUUAUCUCUUUACUUUUCUCAGUCUUUUCUCUGUGUUCUAAGGAGAAAGACAGAGAGAGAGAGAGCUGCUUUCUCUUCUUCUUUUCUUCUUGGGUGAGCUCCAAUGGCGAGCUGGGUUUUAUCAGAAUGUGGUAUUAAACCUCUCUCCAGAUUCUACCCUAAACCCACUACCUCUUUCAUCUCUAACCCAACACCCACAUUCAGAUUCAAUCCAUCGCCUUCUUCUCUCAAGCCCCGAAAUGGCUUCUUCCCUAAAGCCAGGAACUGGGCGUUAAAUGUGGCCACGCCAUUAACAACUCUCGAGCCUCCGUCCGAGGAGGAACACACGAAGAGAUUCGACCCAGGUGCGCCCCCUCCCUUCAACUUGGCCGAUAUAAGAGCAGCCAUACCCAAGCAUUGUUGGGUUAAGAAUCCAUGGAAGUCAAUGAGUUAUGUUGUCAGAGAUGUCGCUAUCGUCUUCGGAUUGGCUGCUGUAGCUGCUUUCUUCAACAAUUGGCUUCUCUGGCCUCUCUACUGGUUCGCUCAAGGAACCAUGUUCUGGGCUCUCUUUGUUCUUGGCCAUGACUGUGGACAUGGUAGCUUCUCGAAUGAUCCGAGGUUGAACAGUGUGGCCGGUCAUCUUCUUCAUUCCUCAAUUCUGGUCCCUUACCAUGGCUGGAGAAUAAGCCACAGAACUCACCACCAGAACCAUGGGCAUGUUGAGAAUGACGAAUCUUGGCAUCCUUUGCCUGAAAGCCUCUACAAGAACUUGGAAAAAACUACUCAAAUUUUUAGGUUCAAAUUGCCGUUCCCAAUGCUCGCAUACCCUUUCUACUUGUGGGGAAGAAGUCCAGGGAAAAAUGGUUCUCAUUUUGAUCCAGACAGUGACUUGUUUCUUCCCAAAGAGAAGAAAGAUGUUCUGACAUCAACCGCAUGUUGGACUGCAAUGGCUGCUUUGCUUGUUUGUCUCAAUUUUGUUAUGGGCCCAAUUCAAAUGCUCAAACUUUAUGGCAUUCCUUACUGGAUAUUUGUAAUGUGGUUGGACUUCGUGACUUACUUGCAUCACCAUGGCCAUGAAGACAAGCUCCCCUGGUACCGUGGAAAGGAGUGGAGUUACCUGAGAGGAGGGCUCACAACAUUGGAUCGUGAUUAUGGAUGGAUCAAUAACAUCCACCAUGACAUUGGAACUCAUGUGAUACAUCAUCUUUUCCCACAGAUCCCACAUUAUCAUCUAGUAGAAGCAACAGAAGCAGCUAAACCAGUACUAGGAAAGUACUACAGAGAACCGAAAAAUUCUGGACCUUUGCCAAUUCACUUACUGGGAAGCCUCAUAAAAAGUAUGAAACAAGACCAUUUCGUAAGCGAUACAGGAGACGUUGUGUACUAUGAGGCAGAUCCAAAACUACACUGAACAAGGCAGACAAGUUGAAAAUUCAUCUUGGCUCAUUCUUUCAUGUUCUUAUUGUUUUGGUGCAAAACCUUUUCGAGAUUAAAAAGCAUUAAUGUAAAACUCUCGAUCUAUUGAAAAAUAUAUGAUCAGACAGAUAUAUUUCAUACCAGGAUCUUGUU